AUUUGCUUUAUAAAUCUUUAAAUGUGGUAUUAUUCUUCGUUCUUGUAGUAUGCUAUCUUGAAUAAUAUGAGCUUUAAUCUUUGAAAAUUGUGCAUUGGUUUUUUAAUUGCGAUUAAGAUAUCUUAAUAAAAUAUCGAAAAUCAUUAAUUGCUCGCACCGUUUCCAUAGUGAAAUAACAAACCGGAACUGUGAAAUACCUGAUUCCGCAUAACCCCCAGUCACAAUGUUUUUUUCUCUCUCAGUAUGAAAUAAACUGGGGAAAGAAAAAAGAUGUUUCCUAUUGUUUUUUUUUCAUAUAAAGCAUUUGAAUAAUGUCCUCUAGUGUUGGUGCCGAUUGUACAGAUCUCAAGCAAAGAUACGAUACUUGCUUCAACAAAUGGUACUCUGAAAAGUUUUUAAAAGGAGACACUACACCUGAAUGUGAAGACCUUUUCAAAGAUUACAGAGCAUGUGUCAUGUCUACCUUGAAAGAAAAGGGUAUUGAUAAAUUAUUAGACGACUCUCGUAAGGAAGCACCCUUCCCUUCCACCGACAAGCAAGAACAAAGUUCUGAAAAGGCUGCAUAAAAUACACGUCUAAAAUAAUGACACUCCCAACUAGACUUUUUUUUUUCUCCCGAUGUUGAUAAAAUGAAAUAAAAAGAUGUAUUGCUAUCCAAUACGUUUUUACAUGUAGAGAGAGAGAGAGAGAGGGAUUGAGGGAGACAGAAAAAGCUUAAAAAGGG
Molecule: messenger RNA, 724 nt
Organism: Mucor mucedo
Lineage: Eukaryota; Fungi; Mucoromycota; Mucoromycetes; Mucorales; Mucoraceae
Exons: 2
Coding region: 312-566 (84 amino acids)
Source: RefSeq, a predicted model, not a curated record